AAAGUCUAAGUGUCACUUUCAAUUGGUAGCAUAUGAAUUAUGAAACUACAUGGAGUAGCAUCUAUGUACACUAAAUUUAGUUAUCUCACAAAACGAAUUUAGGUCUGCUGAUAUAUGUUCGUAGGGAGUUAUUGUUGGUGACAAUAAAUGAGGUGAAACGUAAUCACCUUUUGGUCCACAAAGGAAAUCUACUUUCAUCACAUUUCAAUCAAAAGGUUAAAAAGAAAUAAAUACAAGAAACUGAGUGAGAGAUCAUUUUGAAACUCAUAAUGUGUAUUCUCAUGCAAUCUUAUUACACAUACAUUUGCUUGUUUGGACUGUCCUUGCUUUCUGUGUUUAUUGCUCAAAAACAAAAAACGAUGCCUAAGCAUCGCUGGCGCAAGUCGUUCAAAUCCUUUUUUGGAAGUCACGUCGAUUCCGUAAAGGAUGAGGAGCUUAGAGGAAACAGAGCAGAAAUGGAGGACAGGGUGCAGAAAAUCUUGAAGUCGCUGAGAGAAGAUGAUAAUGAUGGAAAAGAGCCACUGGUUGAUUUGAUUGAGGAUUUUAACAAUCAUUACCAGUCUCUUUUCGCGCAUUACGAUCAUCUGACUGAAGAGCUGAGAAAGAAAGCACACGGGAAGAACGGGAAGGACAGUUCUUCGUCCAGCUCAGAUUCCUCGGACUCAGAUCAGUCAUCACCAAAGAAAAAGGGCGAAAAAAAUGGCGAAGUUAAGAAAAGUUUCGAAAAGCAAGAACUCGAAGCGGCACUUUUUGAAGUUGCUGAGUUGAAGAGUAAGUUGACCAUCACUUUAGAUGAAAACGAAACACUGAAUCGGGAUUACCAAAGUGUUUUGAGCAAAACAGAGGAAGCCCAGAAAAUUAUAACAGAGUUAAAUGCUGAAGUUGAAAGAUCGAAAGAUGAGAGUUCAAAACUUUUUGUUGAAAAUGGUGAUCUGAAAAUAGAACUGGAGAGUUCACAUAAGCUACAAGCUGAACUGAGCCAGAAAUUGGAAGCCGUGAGUGUGGAGAGAGAGGCUGCUCUCUGCAAAAUCGAUGAGGCGAAGAAAAGUACUGAAGACUUGAGACUCGUUAAUGGCCAAUUACAACUCGAGAAAGACACCGUACAGCUGGAACUGGAAGCCGUGAAGGUAGAAUUUUCUACUCUAAGGGAAAAACUGGAAUCGGCAGAAAAUGAAAUCGCUAAGCUAAUUGAGAUGCAAAAGGUUUCUGAAGAGGAGAAAACUAGUCUUUCCUCACAGAUUUCGCAGUUUGAAGAAGAGAUACAACAUGCUAAAAACAAGAUUCAAGAUCUUGUAACUGAAUCAAGUAUGUUAGGUGAGAAACUGGCUGACAGAGAAAGAGAGAUUUUGAGUUACGAGGCUCAGAAAGAAGAAGCAAAAGAAAAACUGGAAUCGGCAGAAAAAGAAAUUGAUAAAGUAAAUGAUAUGCGAAAGGCUGCCGAAGAAGAGAACAGUAGUCUUUCCUCGAAAAUUUCACAGCUUGAAGAAGAUAUAAAACAGGCCGAAAAGAAGAUUCAAGAUCUUAUUUCUGAAUCAAGCCAAUUAAGUGAAAGAACAGUUGUGAAAGAAAGAGAGUUCACGAGUCACCUGGAGUAUCACGAGGCUCACAAAGAAGAUGCGAAAGAGAAACUGGAAUCAGCAGCGAAAGAAAUUGCUGUGCUAAGUCAGAUGCACAAUGCCGAUGAAGAGGAGAAAACUAGCCUGUCCUUGAAGAUUUCACAGCUCGAGAAUGAGAUAAAAAUGGCUGAAAACAAGAUUCAAGAUCUUGUAACUGAAUCAAGCCAGUUAAAUGAAAAAUUGGUUGUGAAAGAAGGAGAGCUUUCGAGUCACCUGGAAAUUCACGAGGCUCACAAAGAAGAAGCAAAACAGAAAUCGGAAUUGGCAGCAAAUGAAAUUGCUAAGCUAACUCAGAUGCACAAUGCCGCUCAAGAGGAGAAAACGAGCCUCUGCUUGAAGAUUUCACAGCUCGAGAAUGAGAUAAAAAUGGCCGAAAGCAAAAUUCAAGAACUUGUUACUGAAUCAAGCCAGUUGAGUGAAAAAUUGGUUGAGAAAGAAGAAGAGCUUUCGAGACAACAGGAGAUUCACGAGGCUCACAAAGAAGAAGCAAAACAGAAAUCGGAAUUGGCAGCAAAUGAAAUUGCUAAGCUAAUGCAGAUGCACAAUGCGGCUGAAGAGGAGAAAACGAGCCUGUCUUUGAAGAUUUCACAGCUCGAGAAUGAGAUAAAAAUGGCCGAAAGCAAGAUUCAAGAACUUGUAACUGAAUCAAGCCAGUUAAAUGAAAAAUUGGUUGUUAAAGAAGGAGAGCUUUCAAGUAACCUGGAAAUUCACGAGGCUCACAAAGUAGAAGGAAUUCAGAAAUUGGAAUUAGCAGCAAAUGAAAUUGCUAAGCUAACUCAAAUGAACAAUGCGGCUGAAGAGGAGAAAACGAGCCUGUCCUUGAAGAUUUCACAGCUCGAGAAUGGAAUAAUAAUUGCCGAAAGCAAGAUUCAAGAACUUGUUAAUGAAUCAAGCCAGUUAAGUGAAAAAUUGGUUGUGAAAGAAGGAGAGCUUUCAAGUCACUUGGAGAUUCUCGUGGCUCACAAAGAAGAAGCAAAACAGAAAUCGGAAUUAGCAGCAAAUGAAAUUGCUAAGCUAACUCAGAUGCACAGUGCUGCUGAAGAGGAGAAAACGAGCCUGUCCUUGAAGAUUUCACAACUCGAGAAUGAGAUAAAAAUGGCCGAGAAAAAAAUUCAAGAUCUGGCUACUGAAUCAAGCCAGUUGAGUGAAAAAUUGGUUGAGAAAGAAGAAGAGCUUUCGAGUCACCUGGAGAUUCACAACGCUUACAAAGUGAAACUGGAAUCAGCAGAAGAAGAAAUAGUUAAGCUAAUUCAGACGCAAAAGGCUGCCGAAGAGGAGAACAAUAAUCUUUCCUUAAAGAUUUCAGAGCUCGAGAAUGAGAUAAAACUGUCUGAAAACAAGAUUCAAGAGCUUGUAAUUGAAUCAAGCCAGUUGAGAGAAAAUUUGGCUGACAAGGAGAAAGAGCUUUUGAGUCACCUAGAAAGCCACGAGGCGCAAAAAGAAGAAGCAAGGGAGAAACUGGAAUCAGCAGCAAAUGAAAUUGCAAAGCUGAGUCAGAUGCAAAAGGCUUCUGAAGAGGAGAACGCAAGCCUUUCACUGAAAAUUGCACAGCUCGUUGAUGAGAUAAAAGAAGCCGAAAACAAGAUUCAAGAUCUUGUUACAGAAUCAAGCCAUAAAUUGGCUGAGAAAGAAAGAGAGCUUUCAACUCACCUGGAGACUCAUCAUGCUCACAAAGAGCAAGUAUCAAUUCGUACGAGGGAUUUGGAACUGGAGCUUGAUUCAUCACACACUCAAAGGAGAGAGAUUGAGAAACAGAAAAAUGAUGAACUGUCUGCUCUUCUCAAAAAACUUGAGGAUCAAGAGUUGGGUUUAUUAAACCAAAUAAAUGAUCUAAAAGCACAGAACAACAGCUUUCAAGCUGAGGUGGAGUCCUUGCGGAGCCAAAAAGUUGAGCUGGAAGAGCAAAUUGUUCAUAAAAACAAUGAAGCCUCGGCUAAAAUCAAGGACUUGACAGAUCAGGUAAACACAAAGCAGGUGGAAUUGGAGUCGCUGCACAACCAAAAAGUUGAAUCGGAAGCACAACUGGAGAAAAGAAUUAAGGAAAUCUCCGAGUUCGUGACCCAGAUAGAGAAUCUGAAAGAAGAGUUGGCAAACAAAAACUCUGAGCUAAAUGGAAUCAUCGAAGAAAAGGAGAAUCUUAUGUUACAAGUGAAGGAUCUGGAAAUGGAGCUCAAUUCCUUACGCAAUCAAAAACUGGAACAGGAGGAACAGUUAGAAGGGAAAAGCAAAGAAAUCUCAGAGUUAACGAUUCGGACAGAGACUUUAGGAAAAGAGCUGGAGACAAGAACCUCAGAGAAACAGAAAACAUUGGAGGAGAGAGAUGGUCUUGUCUUGGAAUUAAAUAACCUUAAAACGGAGUUCAACAUCCUCAGUGACCAGAAACAAGAACUCGAAGAGCAGUUGAGGAGCAAAAGCGAGGAACUCAGUCAGUUGCAAGAAGAAAGGGCGAAACUGGAAGAUAGAAGUUCUGUUAUGGAGAGAGCAUUGAUUGAGAAAGAGAACGAACUCUCCACUUUACAGAAAAAAUACGAAGAAGGAGAGAGUGGAUCACUUGCCCAAAUCACGGCAUUGACUGCAGAUGUAAACGGUCUUCAAGAGCAACUGAUUUCUUUGGGUGCUCAGAAAAGCGAAGCAGACACAAUUCUUGAUAAAAAGAGUGGAGAAAUAUCAGAACUCCUUGUACAGAUUGAACAUCUAAAAGAGGAGCUGUCAAGCAAAACUGGUGAGGGAGAAAGAUUACUGGAAGAGAAGGAAAGUCUGACAGUACAGGUGAAGGAUCUUCAACUGGAGCUGGAGACUCUUCGUCGUAAUAAAGGUGAACUGGAAGAUGAAAUAAGUAUCAAACUUGAUGAGGGAAAUCAGUUGAGGGAGGAGAAGGGUGUCCUCGAGAGCAAGAUCAUUGAAUUAGAAAAGACGUUAGUAGAGAGAGGGGACGAGGUCGUUUCUGUCCAGAAAAAAAUGGAGGAAGUGCAGAAUGAAGCAUCCGUUGAAGUUUCUGCUUUGACGAAACAGGUUGAGUCGUUACAGAAAGAGCUGGAAUUGCUGCAGUCUGAGAAAAGCCAAUUGGAAGUGCAAAUCGAGAGAAGCAAGCAAGAAUCCACAGAGAGUUUGUCUCUCGCUGACAAAAAUAACGUUGAGUUAUUGAACAAGAUCGCAGAAAACGAGACGAAGCUGAAAGAAGAAGAAGGUGCAUUGAUCAAAUUGUCCGAUGAGCACAAACAACUGGAAGUUGAGUUCCAAAAAAGCGAGGAGAAUCUCAAAUCAGCAGAGAAGAAGAUAGAAGAGAUGACACUGCAGUUCCACAACGACACUGAAGCGAAAACUCAAGACAUCGAUCUACUGCAAGAAAAUAUAGAGGAGCUAAAGAGAGAUCUUGAAAUGAAAGUGGAUGAAAUAAAUACGUUGGUAGAAAAUGUACGAAAUAUCGAGGUUAAGCACCGCUUGAUAAGUCAGAAGCUCAAGAUCACAGAACAGCUAUUAAGCGAGAAAGAUGAAGACCACCUGAAGAAAGAGGAGAAAUUGCACGAAGAGCAAAAAUUGCUCGAAGAGAGGGUCGCUAAGUUUGCGAGGAUAAUUGCUGUUCACAAAGAAGCCGAAACGAAAAUAGUAGCAGAAAUAUCGAAGAAUGUAGAUCUUACAUCGACUGGAAUCGAUGCAUUCCACGUGAAGUUUGAGGAAGACUAUGGCCACUUAGAAUCUCGUGUCUACGAAUUUGUGAAUGAGCUUAAAGUCGCAACGAACUGCAUCAGAGAAACUAAUAUCGAGAGAGAGAAGCUAAAGAAGGAUAUUGCCAGUCUAGCUACACAACUGAAUGAAGAGAAAGAUAAAGAGCUGCUUUUGGAGGGAAAAAUCGGUGAAAUGGAAAUCGUACUUCGAAAAAACGAAAGCGAAAAGAAAAGCUUAAUCGAAAAUGUGGGAGAGCUGGAGAAAAAGAUAGAGGAGAAAGAUUUGGGAUUGGUUAGCCUGGGUGAGGAGAAAAUCGAGGCGAUAAAACAACUGAGUAUUUGGAUUGAAUAUCAUCGAAACAGAUACGAUGAGCUCAAAGAAAUGGUUGCGAAAUCGAGAGGCGGAAGACGGCAGAUCGCUGCUUAAUGGGGUAUUUUUCUAUAUCAAUCUCUGAACUUGUUUUACUGGUAUAUUUUUUCAGUCGAGUCUUUUUCGUAUUUCUUGUCAGUAAGUAUGUGUAUUGUUCUAUUCUUUGAGGUUGUUACAGGGGAGGGGGUAUAGGAAAAUAUUAUUCUGAUUUGUUUUGAUUUUUGUGUAGUUAUUAAGUUCAAAUUUAGUGUUUUGCAGUUAAGGAACUAUUGCUUUGUGAUAAUAUCACUAGGCAUUUCUUUUGUAUAGUAGAUUUCCUGGAAAGUGUGUUUUUUUCUCUUUCUUGGACUCAUAAAUUCAAUAAGACAUUGUGUGUUAUUCAUAA
This is a messenger RNA of Erythranthe guttata (spotted monkey flower), 6036 nucleotides long. NCBI's taxonomy places the organism in Eukaryota, Viridiplantae, Streptophyta, Magnoliopsida, Lamiales, Phrymaceae. The record is from RefSeq and is a predicted model, not a curated record.